This is a messenger RNA of Armigeres subalbatus, 3121 nucleotides long. RefSeq names its product MTOR-associated protein MEAK7. The transcript is spliced from 8 exons. The coding region runs from base 885 to 2297 and encodes 470 amino acids. The record is from RefSeq and is a predicted model, not a curated record. Lineage: Eukaryota; Metazoa; Arthropoda; Insecta; Diptera; Culicidae.
CACUCCUUCAGAGUUUACUUUGUGUUGUUUGUCCAUCGAUGACGGUCGUGUCCGGCGGUGAAAUAUAAAAAUUGAAUUACAUUUUCAAUUCCCCAUGUCGUCGAACAGACUACGGCUACUAUAGGAGGAAUUGUGUGGCAAAGUGACCGCUGUACGUACUUUGCUUUCAACUCUACACUAACCAUUUCCGAUCCACGUGAGCGUUUAUAGUGCAUAGAAACUAGUUAUGCAUUCGCUAAAAAUAUUUGCAACACUACUUUUAUUCGAUGUCUGCACGGUCUCUCUAUACGUCCUAAAGUGAAAAAUUGAAGUGUUUAUUGAAUUCUCCAAUUUGUGUGAAUAUUUCCAAGAUCUGUACGAAUAGUAGGCUAUGUGAUGAAAAUGCUACAGUUUUGUUAUAAUGAUGCUUGGAUGUGAGUCAGAAACUUAUUAGAAUUACAAUUCUGCAUCCUUGCUAAAUCCUAGCAAUCUAUCGGGACCCUGCUGCCUCCAUUUUUGCACUUGAAGUUAGUUCUCUCUAAACGAAGGAGAUAUAAGCUGUUGACAUUAUCACUACAUCUAGUGGAAGGAUAGUCAGUGUCAGUGCAAAUAUUGUGUGCAUUGUGUUGUGUUUUUUUCCACGCAAAAAAGCUGUGAGUGGAAUACAAAAAUAAGAGCGACUUGUAGCACUUGUAGGCUACAUAUCAGGUUCAAGGUUUAUCGAACUACUCGAUUAGAGAUGUCAUUGGAUAGUGAGGUGUUUAUCUUCCGGAUGGCGAAGAUGGACUAAUGUUUACUAUAUUAGUAAACUAACAACGAUAUAAAUAAAUAGUAAAAUCACAUUGGUUGACGCUGAAGUAACUUGUACAAUAAUUUACGAGAUCUAGUCCAAAACACCAGCCAUCAUGGGUAAUAUAUCAUCAUCAAGUUCAAAACUGGCGGAAAAAUGCCCGAUGUUAGAAAAAAGUGAACUGCCACUGAUAGCCAGUUCUUUUAGAAUAGUCAGUAAAAACUCCGACAAAUGCAAAGAAGAAGAGUUAAUGAAAUUCUGGGGAUCGCAAAUGGAUCCACGGUUGGCGCAGUAUAUAACCAAUUUCCUGUUUGGCCCUCUUGGUCAACGAGCAACAUUCGUCGAUCUUCCUCGAUUUGCUGAACUAUAUGUCUACACAGUACGCGGCACGCUGGAGGAGCGAAUCAAUGUGCUGCUAGGCAGUUUGGGUCAACCGCCGGAUUCCGAAUCUACCGAAAUAGCGUAUCCAUUAAUCAAGGAGUACGUCGAGGCUGUUGUAAGCAGUUACAUGCGAGCGAUAAGACUUGAAGGGGGACCAGAAUUCAAGUCCUGGGAAUCGCGUGGCUUUCGGAUCGUAAAAGAGUGCAUCCAGAAGCUUGCCGAGAGCUUAGUGUAUGACGUGGUUCAACAAGGCACACAAAAAGUCACCCGAGCGGAUGCUGAACGCUGGCUCAACAAAAAUCCCAUUUUCCUCAAAAUGCUGGAGCAUGUGUUCUCCCAUUUGUACAACUAUCGCAGCGUGAAGAACAGUUCUGAGGAAAAAAAGAAGGACGAUUCGGACGAUAGCAAAGCUAGGCGAAAGGAACACUUUCCCCAGCAGGAGGUCGUACUGCAUGCCAUGCUUCCUCUCUGUGAGGGGUUGCAGUACAUGCCCGACUACCCGGCGUUCACCGAUCUCUCGCAGAUGCUGUUUGUUAAUGCGAACCUCCCGAAUGCACAGCAGCACAAGUGGCGCUUUUUGUUCUCCUCGCAAAUUCAUGGGGAAAGUUUUUCAACUUUGUUAGGUCGCAUCAUAGAUCAGGGCUCCACCGUAGUAAUUGUUGAAGACGCAAAUGGAUACAUUUUUGGAGGUUAUGCUACAGCAUCCUGGGCACUGGGACCCAACUAUUUGGGUGACGAAAAUUCCUUCCUAUUUACACUGCGGCCAAAAAUGCGAUGUUUCCCAUCAACUGGAUAUAAUCCUCAUUAUCAGUAUUUAAAUUUACAUCAACAAACGAUGCCUAACGGAAUGGGCAUGGGUGGCCAGCACAACUAUUGGGGCUUAUGGCUGGACAGCGAGUACGGCCUUGGAGAAUGUGCGGAGUCAUGUACCACGUAUAAGGGAUACUUCCAGAUGAGUGCUACCAAAAAGUUCACCGUCCGCAACAUAGAAGUCUGGGGCGUUGGGGAAAAACCGAUCAAUGAAGAUGAACCGGAAAGAAACAGCAGUGGAUCCAUUCUGGAUGGGAAUGCGGACAGCAAAGCAAUGCUGAAACUGAGCGGCCGCGAGCAGUAUUCCGACGGGUAUCGGGAGGAACCGAAGGAUUAAAAAAAGAAAUCAAACGCCAGAAAAAAGCUGGGAAGAAAUUUGUGUUCGCCAGAAAUUAAUCUGGUCGAUGUGCUGGAUACGUUCAAUUUUAAUUUCCUGUGAAAGUGACCAAUGAAGAGCGUUGAUAAUAUACAAGUAAAAUCAAACAGAUUGUAAAAGUCGAGAAAUGGUAACAAAUGGAUUAUCUGCCCUUGUGUUUCAUUUGUCUUCUAAUUUGCAUUAUCUGGCGUUUGCAAUGCACUCGUUUUCUUUCAUGAUUUGCCCUACUUCAGAUGUGCAAAAUGUGUGAACAUUUUAUUGCAAGUACGAGAUGGAGUUGUACGAGAGGUGUCAGUGUGGAGAAUAGAAUGCUUUAUGGGAACUUAAUGUAGAUGUGCGUUAAUGUGAUUAUAAUUGUAUCGCGAUCGCAGAAAACAGUAACACUAGAGUAGCUUGAUCAAUUAAAAAGUAAUAAUUUAUUCCAAAAUUUGCAAAGCCUAGCUGCAAGAGAGAUUGUAAAUAUAGAGACUUUGAUUUGCGCUUACUCACCUUGUGUUUAAUUAAUUUAUUGCGUGUGUGUAGUCUUAAUUGUUGAUUUUUGAACGCACAUGAUUGAUAGCAGGUAUACAUUUUUGUUUGUGCCAUACAAGCUCUACGUACAAUGAUUAGGCAAACUAGAAAGUGAACAAAGAAUUAGCAUUAUUUUUAUCUUGUUCUCUAUUUGUUACAAAAACUGAAAGUCGAGAUCGAAACUCUAUGUCAAUCAAUAUAUAAAACUGUGCUGCGCAAUGUCGCCCACAAGGAAUAAGAUGGAGAGAAAAUAUACAGUGAUUGUUAACAUGCAA